AUGUCUCUAGCCAAAUCUGCUGCCAACAAAAUAGACUGGAGUAAGGUCAUUUCCUCUUUGAAGUUGACCGGUAAGACUGCCACCCAAUUGUCUUCUUUCAAGAAGAGAAACGAUGAAGCUCGUAGACAAUUGUUGGAAUUGCAAAGUCAACCAACUACUGUUGACUUUUCCCACUACAGAUCUGUUUUGAAGAACACCGAAGUUGUUGACAAGAUUGAACAAUUCUACAAGUCGUACAAGCCAGUUUCAGUUGACGUUUCCAAGCAACUGUCCACUAUUGAGGCUUUCGAAUCGCAAGCUAUUGAGAAUGCAGUUGAGACCGAGAAGUUGGUUGCACAAGAAUUGAAGGACUUGAAGGAGACUUUGAGCAACAUCGAGUCUGCUAGACCAUUCGAGCAAUUGACUGUUGACGAGUUGGCCAAGGCCAGACCAGAGAUUGAUGCCAAGGUUGAGGAGAUGGUUAAGAAGGGUAGAUGGGAUGUUCCAGGUUACAAGGAGAAGUUCGGUGAUUUGACUGUUAUGUAA
Kluyveromyces marxianus DMKU3-1042 is the source of this 525-nucleotide messenger RNA. It is a transcript of the gene ATP7, whose product is annotated as F1F0 ATP synthase subunit d. Gene Ontology annotation, biological process: proton motive force-driven ATP synthesis. The transcript has a single exon. Bases 1 to 525 code for a protein of 174 amino acids. The record is from RefSeq and is a predicted model, not a curated record. Gene Ontology annotation, molecular function: proton transmembrane transporter activity. Lineage: Eukaryota; Fungi; Ascomycota; Saccharomycetes; Saccharomycetales; Saccharomycetaceae.